Pezoporus occidentalis (night parrot) is the source of this 1831-nucleotide messenger RNA. RefSeq names its product ubiquitin C-terminal hydrolase L5 (gene UCHL5). The transcript has 11 exons. Gene Ontology annotation, molecular function: proteasome binding; cysteine-type deubiquitinase activity. The coding region runs from base 264 to 1259 and encodes 331 amino acids. Lineage: Eukaryota; Metazoa; Chordata; Aves; Psittaciformes; Psittacidae. Gene Ontology annotation, biological process: ubiquitin-dependent protein catabolic process; protein deubiquitination. The record is from RefSeq and is a predicted model, not a curated record. Gene Ontology annotation, cellular component: cytoplasm; Ino80 complex.
CCCAUCUGCCGCCACAGCAACAGAGCCGCAGGGUGGAGGCGCGGCACGAACCGAUGCGGUCCCUCUAGGGGCACUGCUGCUGCCGGCAACGAGCGGCUGCCCCGGAUCCAAUCUCAACCGCCACUUCCGGCUCCCGCCCCACCUCACCAUAGCGAUGACAGGCGCGGCGUGGGCCGCGGGGCCUGCCGGGAAGGGAGCGGCGUGUUUCGGCCUCGCAGUUUAACCGGCCGGCGGCGGCCUAAGGGAGUGUGCUGGUUGUCGCCAUGUCGGGAGGGAGUAGCGCUGGCGAGUGGUGCCUCAUGGAGAGCGACCCGGGCGUGUUUACGGAGCUCAUCAAGGGCUUCGGUUGUAGGGGAGCACAAGUUGAAGAAAUAUGGAGUUUGGAACCAGAGAACUUUGAAAAAUUAAAGCCAGUACAUGGGCUGAUUUUCCUCUUCAAGUGGCAGCCUGGAGAGGAACCAGCAGGUUCUGUUGUUCAGGAUUCCAGACUGGAUACGAUAUUUUUUGCUAAACAGGUAAUUAAUAAUGCUUGUGCUACUCAGGCCAUAGUAAGUGUGCUUUUGAAUUGUGCUCAUCAAGAUAUCCAUCUAGGAGAGACUUUGUCAGAAUUCAAAGAAUUUUCACAAAGUUUUGAUGCAGCGAUGAAAGGUUUGGCACUAAGCAACUCAGAAGUGAUUCGGCAAGUUCACAACAGUUUUGCCAGACAGCAGAUGUUUGAAUUUGAUGCAAAGUCUUCAGCAAAAGAAGAAGAUGCAUUUCACUUUGUAAGCUAUGUUCCUGUUAAUGGAAGGCUGUAUGAACUAGAUGGCUUAAGAGAAGGGCCAAUAGAUCUAGGUGCAUGCAAUCAAGAUGACUGGAUAAGUGCUGUACGGCCUGUCAUAGAGAAACGUAUACAAAAAUACAGUGAAGGUGAGAUAAGGUUUAACUUGAUGGCUAUUGUAUCUGAUAGAAAGAUGAUAUAUGAGCAGAGGAUUACAGAAUUACAGCAGCAACUUGCAGAGGAGGAGCCUAUGGAUACAGAUCAAAGUAGUAAUGUGUUAAGUUCAAUACAGUCAGAAGUAGCAAAGUACCAGAUGUUAAUUGAAGAAGAGAAUCAAAAAUUAAAAAGAUAUAAGAUUGAAAAUAUUAGAAGAAAACAUAACUACCUGCCUUUCAUCAUGGAAUUACUAAAGACAUUAGCAGAGCAUCAACAGUUAAUACCAUUAGUAGAAAAAGCAAAAGAAAAACAGAAUGCCAAGAAAGUUCAGGAGGCCAAGUGAAGAUGACUUUGCAAUAUACAUACAAUUAUGUGCUUCCGAAACUAUUUUCAUGACAAGAAAUAAAACUUUUCAUAAACUUCGAAUUUUGUCCAGCGCACGUUUGACAGUUGAAACAGUUUGUCUUGUACUGUAUGCACGGGUCUAAUUUUCUUCCUUCCCCUGCAUCUUGUGCAUGUAGUACCGCUAACUAAUGUCUAGGUUCUCUUGGUCAAAUUCAGUAUUUAACAGUCUGUCUGAUUUCUGAAAGCUUGGGAAGUGGGCCUGAUAAUAUGCAAGGAAAAUGUACCCAUUUUGUCCCACUUGAGUAUAUGAUAAUGAUGCAAAUGCCAGAGUUGUGUAAGCAUGAGCUUUUUUUGCUCAUCCCUACUAACAAUUAUAAUACUAUCCAAUUGUUCAGUGACAUACCGUGUCUUUUGUUUUUAUGAAGUAUGUGUUCUAAUUUUUUUACGAAAUCGAAAAGUAUAAAUUUAGCUCUAGAAACAUUUGCAAAGACCAAUGUGUAACCUCAGAAGUUCUGCAUUGCUUUAGUAGAAAAGAUAAUAAAUAUUCCCAUUUUUAUUUUGGCAAAAUUU